AUGGCACCACCAACACUUGAUCCAUAUGUGGCUCUGGGGGUAUCUGGAACGGCAAGUUUUGCGGAGAUAAAACAAGCCUAUCGGCGAUUUGCUUUACAGCAUCACCCAGACAAGAACCUAUAUCGGAAGGAUGCAACAGAGAGAUUCCAACGCAUAUCAGCUGCAUGGGAAAUACUCUCAGAUCAAACGAAGCGAAACGCGUACGAU
Molecule: messenger RNA, 207 nt
Organism: Aplosporella prunicola CBS 121167
Lineage: Eukaryota; Fungi; Ascomycota; Dothideomycetes; Botryosphaeriales; Aplosporellaceae
Exons: 2
Source: RefSeq, a predicted model, not a curated record